Molecule: messenger RNA, 396 nt
Organism: Prorocentrum cordatum
Lineage: Eukaryota; Dinophyceae; Prorocentrales; Prorocentraceae
Source: the annotation of a GenBank genome assembly
AGUGGGACGAGAUCAAGUCGGCGCAGCAGGAGGCCAAGAAGGCCGUGACCGAGGGGGCCGACCUGCUGAAGGACGAGUCGGUGAAGCACCUCAUGAGCUGGGAGGCGAUGCUCAUCUCCAACGUCGCCACCGGGGAGGACGAGCACGCGCAGCCGUGCAUCGCGCACUGCCGCUACGGCGAGCAGGUGCGACACUCGUGGCAGGAGUGCGUGGAGCGGUGCGUGGAGGACGGGAUGACGAGGCGCAUGCUGCUCGUCGGCUUGCCCGAGAGCGAACGUCAGGCCGCCAAGCUGGACGCCCCGCUGCCGGCAGGCAUGGACGAGCUGAGGAAGAAGAGGACCGCGCGCAGGCGCGCGAGGGGCGAGGACCUCUGAGGCGGGCCGGCGGGCCGCCGCC